AUGCGUCCCUCUCGUCGCGUUACUUUGUGCACCGCCGCUAAGAAACGCAGCAGCGGCGGCAGCGAUCGUACGAACGCAGCAGCAGCGAUCGUACGAACGCGCAGCAGCGAUCGUACGAACGCGCAGCAGCGAUCGUACGAACGCAGCAGCAGCGAUCGUACGAACGCGCAGCAGCGAUCGUACGAACGCAGCAGCAGCGAUCGCGGCGAGCGUCUCUCCGUGGUGCGUGUCUCCCGCGGCGACUCGCUGUCCGAGGAGCGCGCCGUCACCGGCGUCGUGUGCGGAGUCCUCGCCACCGUCCUGGUGGCCGUCUCCGCCUUCUGCCUCGUCUACUGGAAGCACCACCUGGCGCAGAAGCUGCAGCAGCAGCAGCAGCAGCAGCAGCAGCUGAGCGACGGUGCACUGGAGGCCCAGGGGGUGGGGGCUGAUGACCACGUGGGGGGUGAGGAGGAGGGGGGGGAGGCUCGUGCCUUGACCCCGGGAGGUGACCCCCGCGGAGAGGGGGGGGGUGACCCCCCCCCCCCCCCGGGAGGAGCGGAGACCCCCACGGGGACGAAUCGUUGCCUCUCAAACCUCCGCACACGGCGCGUGCGUGCGCGGUGGCCGUGUGCGAUGGGCCCUCGAGCCUGCGCUCGCUGCAGCCGGACCUCCCCACGGCCGCCCCCUGUGCCCACUGCUGCCUGCACCACGGAGGCCCCGACCACAACCACAACCCUCUCCACCUCCUGGGCAGGACGGCCGCCGCAGGCAAUCGGGCGCCGCGCGGACGCCCGCUCGGCACCGGCCUCGGCGAGGACCCCUGCCGCUGUGGCUGCGAGGACCCCGCGAGGGCCGUGGGGGUGGGGGGGGAUUGGGGUGUCCACGGAGCUCCCCCCGGGGGGGCAGGAGGUGCCCGCUGGCGCCUCGCAACGGAACACUCGGAACCUCCUGCCACCGGCUGUGACCUGCCUACAGGCCCCUGUGAUGACUCCCUACACAAGGGUCACGUGACACCGCCGGGCAUGCUGGGUAGAGGUGCCGCUGCCGCCCCUCUGCCGUGCUCCCAGCAUGCACCCCUCCCGGCCUGCCACUGUGAGGGCUGCCCAAUGGGCAGGCUCGCCGUCGGGGUCAGAGGUCGAGCGCCAACCAAUCAGGAGAUUCGAGUUGACCUCUGAUCGCUGGGUUCACACCACGUUCAGUGAAGAAAGAGGAACAGAAGAGUUGUGACCCUUUGUAGCUUCGUCCGUCCGUCUGUCACGCGGGAGGAGGGGUGGUGGUGGUGGUGGUUACAGAGAUAUCCGGUGAUGGUGGUGAUGGUGGUUACAGAGAUAUCCGGUGAUGGUGGUGAUGGUGGUUACGGAGCCAAGAUGUGGCAGGAAGUCGUGUGGCUGUCAGGGACUCACUCAGCCAUUCACUCAGCUACUCACUCACUCACUCAUUCACUCACUCAGCCACUCACUCAGCCACUCACUCAGCUACUCACUCACUCAGCCACUCACUCACUCAGCCAGCCACUCACUCACUCAGCCAUUCACUCACUCAUUCACUCACUCACUCAUUCACUCAGUCAUUCACUCAGCUACACACUCACUCAGCCACUCAUUCAACCACUCACUCACUCAACCACUCAGCCACUCACUCAACCACUCACUCGGCCACUCACUCACGCAGCCACUCACUCACUCAGCCACUCACUCACGCAGCCACUCACUCACGCAGCCACUCACUCACUCAGCUACUCACUCACUCAGCCACUCACUCACUCAGCCAGCCACUCACUCACUCAUUCACUCAGUCAUUCACUCAGCUACACACUCACUCACUCAGCCACUCACUCACUCAGCCAACCACUCACUCACUCAGCCAUUCACUCAGUCAUUCACUCAGCUACACACUCACUCAGCCACUCACUCAACCACUCACUCACUCAACCACUCAGCCACUCACUCAACCACUCACUCGGCCACUCACUCACUCAGCCACUCACUCACUCAGCCAGCCACUCACUCAGCCAUUCACUCAGUCAUUCACUCAGUCAUUCACUCAGCUACUCACUCACUCAGCCAUUCACUCAACCACUCACUCACUCAGCUACUCACGCAGCCACUCACUCAACCACUCACUCACUCAUUUAGCCACUUACUCAACCACUCACUCACUCAACCAGCCACUCACUCACUCACUCAGCAACUCACUCACUCACUCAACCACUCACUCAACCAGCCACUCACGCAGCCACUCACUCAGACACUCACUCAGUCAUUCACUCAGCCACUCACUCAGUCAUUCACUCAGCUACUCACUCACUCACUCAGCUACUCACUCACUCAGCUACUCACUCAGCCAGCCAGUCAUUCACUCAGCUACUCACUCAACCACUCACUCACUCAGCCACUCACUCAACCACUCACUCACGCACCUACCCACUCACUCAUCCACUCACCCACCUACCCAAGCACAGCAGUCAACCCAUUGCACCUGGGUCUGUGCCGUGACCUUCUCAUGCACCUAGCCUGGCACAGCAGUCAACCCAUGGCACCCGCUGGGUCUGUGCCGUGACCUCCUCAUGCACCUAGCCUGGCACAGCAGUCAACCCAUGGCACCCGCUGGGUCUGUCCCGUGACCUCCUCAUGCACCUAGCCUGGCACAGCAGUCAACCCAUAUCACCUGCGUCUGUGCCGUGACCACCUCAUGCACCUAGCCUGGCACGGCAGUCAACCCAUUGCACCUGGGUCUGUGCCGUGACCUCCUCAUGCACCUAGCCUGGCACAGCAGAGCAACCCACAUCACCUGGGUCUGUCCCGUGACCUCCUCAUGCACCUAGCCUGGCACAGCAGUCAACCCAUGGCACCUGCUGGGUCUGUGCCGUGACCUCCUCAUGCACCUAGCCUGGCACGGCAGAGCAACCCACAUCACCUGGGUCUGUGCCGUGACCUCCUCAUGCACCUAGCCUGGCACAGCAGUCAACCCACAUCACCUGGGUCUGUCCCGUGACCACCUCAUGCACCUAGCCUGGCACGGCAGUCAACCCAUGGCACCCGCUGGGUCUGUCCCGUGACCUCCUCAUGCACCUAGCCUGGCACAGCAGUCAACCCAUAUCACCUGCGUCUGUGCCGUGACCACCUCAUGCACCUAGCCUGGCACGGCAGAGCAACCCAUAUCACCUGGGUCUGUGCCGUGACCUCCUCAUGCACCUAGCCUGGCACGGCAGUCAACCCACAUCACCUGGGUCUGUGCCGUGACCUUCUCAUGCACCUAGCCUGGCACAGCAGUCAACCCAUGGCACCCGCUAGGUCUGUGCCGUGACCUCCUCAUGCACCUAGCCUGGCACAGCAGUCAACCCAUAUCACCUGGGGCCUGCCACGUGACCUCCUGCCAGCAGAGAGCCUUUCCACAUUUCAGGUGCACCUAGCCUGGCGCAAGCGCCGUGGUGACGUCGCCGCCACUAAGUGUUGUUAUUGUGUACGUGUUGUGUGUGUGUGUGCGUGUGUGUGUGCGCGUGUGUGCGUGUGUGUGUGCGUGUGUGUGUGUGUCUGUGUGCGCGUGUGCGUGUGUGUGUGCGUGUUAUUGUGUGUGUGUGCGUGUGUGUGUAUGUGCGUGUGCGCGUGUGUGUGUGUGCGCGUGUGUGUGUGUGUGCGCGUGUGUGUGCGUGUUAUUGUGUGUGUGCGUGUGUGUGUGUGCGCGUGUGUGUGUGUGCGUGUUAUUGUGUGUGUGCGUGUGCGCGUGUGUGUGUGCGUGUGCGUGUGUGUGUGUAUGUGCGUGUGUGUGCGUGUGCGUGUUAUUGUGUGUGUGCGUGUGCGUGUGUGUGCGUGUGUGUCUGGGGAGCGGUGGUGCAGCGGUUAGCGCUGCGCUACGAACCCGGCGACCCGGGUUCGAUUCCCGCUCACGGCAACCAACACCACCCAGUGACGAUUAUCUGAACCGUGUAGUUAAACAUCGCCACUGGGGGAGAGACAAAGGCGGCCGGGCGUGGUGCUGCAGCUGCUGCUACUCGCUGACAGCACUUGCCCCAAAGGUCUGUUAAGGCUGCACGGGGGACCUUUGUCUUUGUCCCCGUGUGUGUGUUGUGUGUACGUGCCGUGUGUGUGUGUACGUUAAGAUGUCGAUUUCACAGUGAAUAAAGUGUUGGUGUUUAUAGUUA
Lethenteron reissneri (Far Eastern brook lamprey) is the source of this 4120-nucleotide messenger RNA. RefSeq lists its product as uncharacterized. The record is from RefSeq and is a predicted model, not a curated record. NCBI's taxonomy places the organism in Eukaryota, Metazoa, Chordata, Hyperoartia, Petromyzontiformes, Petromyzontidae.